Messenger RNA from Podarcis muralis (Common wall lizard), 1760 nucleotides. The record is from RefSeq and is a predicted model, not a curated record. Lineage: Eukaryota; Metazoa; Chordata; Lepidosauria; Squamata; Lacertidae.
CUGCCAGGUACUUCCUUCUACACACCACACCCAUUUUAUCAGUGACUCUUAAUUGAAUACUGAAGCAAACGGCAGCAUGUUAAAAGGAGAAAGCAACACCCUCCUGAAAUGUUGGUUACACGCUGCUUUUCAAAGAUCACCAGUGUUGGGAUUAUGUGUCUUCACCUGUUUCGUGGCUUGGUGUGUGAGAGCAGAUACAGAACAAGAAUGCCCUAAAUUUACUGAUCUUAACAUAGGCAAUGCCGUGAUUGGUACAGAUGUAAAAGUGCAACUGCUUUUGCACACAAGGAGAAACCAAAACUGUGCAGAGAUUCUCAGUGAAAACAAUCUAACGGCUUCUACACAUCUAAAUCUGACCAAGCAAACUAUUAUUAUUAUUCAUGGUUACAGACUUACAGGUUCCCCACCAGUAUGGAUUGAUGAAAUUAAAGAGCUUCUGCUUAAAAAGGAAGACAGCAAUGUUAUAACGGUAGAUUGGAAUCGGGGUGCCACGACUGUGUAUUAUCCUAGUGCUGUUAAAAAUGCCAAGACAGUAGUAGGAAUUUUGAACAAUCUUAUUGACCAAAUGCUGGCAAAUGGAGCGUCUCUUGACUCUGUAUAUAUGAUUGGAGUAAGCCUUGGGGCUCAUAUAGCUGGAUUUGUUGGGAAGGCAUACAAUGGCAAAAUUCGCAGAAUUACAGGUCUUGACCCAGCAGGGCCAUCAUUUACAGGAAAGCUGCCCAGUGAAAGAUUGGAUCACACUGAUGCUCAAUUUGUUGAUGUUAUUCAUACUGAUAUUGAUGCUUUGGGCUACAGGGAGCCUUUGGGAAACAUCGAUUUCUACCCAAAUGGAGGAACAGAUCAACCUGGAUGCCCAAAAACAAUAUUCAGUGGCACUCAGUAUUUAAAAUGUGAUCAUCAGAGAUCUGUUUUCUUGUACAUGGCAUCCUUGAAACAGAAUUGUAAUGUAACUGGAUACCCUUGUGACUCGUACGUAAAUUAUAGGAAUGGAAAAUGCGUGCACUGUGAAGCUUUUAAGCCACUCCCAUGUCCAGUUUUGGGUUAUUAUGCUGAUAAGUGGAAGGACCGUUUAAUUGAAAAGAACCCUCCUGUGACAAGAGCUUACUUUGAUACUUCAGACAAAGACCCAUUCUGCAUGUAUCAUUACUCUGUGGAUAUUAUUACCUGGAACAGAAAUAGUAGGAGAGGUUUCAUAAACAUCAAAAUAACAGAUAAUGCUGGAAAUACAACAGAAUCCAAAAUCAAUAGCGGUGCAGCUGCAUUUCACCAAUAUAGACAAGCCCAUUUGCUUGCUGGAUUUGACGUGGAUUUCGACAAUGUAUCCAAAAUAGCCUUGACAUUUUCUACAAGGAAUGCAAUAGGCCCCAAGUACAAGCUUAGGGUCCUCCAAAUGAGAUUAAAAUCUCUUUCAGAUCCCCAAAGGAUUCAGCUAUGUAGGUAUGAUUUUGUUCUGCUGGAAAAUAUUGAAAUGACCUUCAGACCUAUUCCAUGCCAUUGAUAUUGAAGUGUGAAACAAUAGCAUCUUUCAAACCCGCCUGCGUGCAUAAAGCACACACAGCACCGAGAAGUGGCAUAGAGCUAAACUUGCUCCCUUCAAGAAGGUUGAACUUUCAAAGAUUAUGGCUCAGAUUAAGGAUCAGCGAACUGCUACAAGAAAAUCAAAUAAUUUUGAUGCAUAAAGAUGUGUAUGCUACCAGCAAUCAAUUUCUAAUUAACAAGAGGAAAAUCGAUACUGUGAAUCAUAUUCUGUGUAGACUUAG